AUGUACCCACCAGGCCCGCUCAGCCUCUGGCUAGUGGGACCCCUUCCCGGAGACCUAACACGCCUCGCUGGUCCGGAACAGAUUUCUGGUUCGGGAAAGAUUUGGACCCAGGGCUCUGCCUGCUGCCGAAACGGCUGGUGGGGCCUGCAGACGGGCUCCGUGGUGCCCCCUCCUGCCCGGGUUUCUGCCUGGAAAGCGCGCAGGCGGCUGGAAGACAGGGGGCGGCCGCUGCCCCCGCCGCAAGCAGGCCCCUUGGGCGAGCGGGGGCUGCGGCCGUCUCUGCAGGCACCCCAGGCCCCGCCUGAGGCCGGGACUCCGGAGCGCGGGCCCUCGCUCUACUCCUCCGCGCAUCUAGGGGGCAGCCUGAGCCGGCCGGAUUCCGGAGCCGUCCGGGUCAGGGCCCCUGCCCGCGCGGCCCUUUCCCCCUCGCCCUUCCGGGCUUGGAGAAAGGACCGGAAACGAGGACGGCGGUCUCCGCACAGCGUCCCGCGGGCCCCUCGAGACGCUCGGGGCCGUCGCCGCCUGAGGCACUGGGCUGGCCGCACUAAAGGUGGUGCUUGCGAACCAGGGCCUAGCUGCCGGCUGCACCUGCGCGCCCCGGUGUGUGCGCAGAGCCUGGCCGAGCCCUCCCGCCUCCUGCACGCUCGGCCCCGGGGAGGCUACCGGCCCCAGCCGACUACCAAAUACACACUGAUCGAUGAGCAGGACAUCCCCCUGGUGGAAAGCUACUCCUUUGAGGCCCGGAUGGAAGUAGAUGCGGACGGAAAUGGCGCCAAGAUCUUCGCUUAUGCCUUUGACAAGAACCGAGGCCGGGGCUCCGGGCGGCUGCUGCACGAGCUGCUGUGGGAGCGGCACAGGGGCGGUGUCGCCCCUGGCUUCCAGGUUGUGCAUCUCAAUGCUGUGACCGUGGACAACCGUCUGGACAACUUGCAGCUGGUGGCCUGGGGCUGGCGGCCCAAGGCUGAGGAGCUCUCUAGCAAGCAGAGGGAGCAGAGCUUGUACUGGCUGGCGAUCCAGCAGCUGCCCACAGACCCGAUCGAGGAGCAGUUCCCCGUCCUGAGUGUCACCCGCUACUACAACGCCAACGGGGACGUGGUGGAGGAGGAGGAGAAUUCCUGCACCUACUACGAGUGCCACUACCCACCCUGUACCAUGAUCGAGAAGCAGCUCCGGGAGUUCAACAUCUGUGGGCGGUGCCAGGUGGCCCGCUACUGUGGCUCCCAGUGCCAGCAGAAGGACUGGCCCGCCCACAAGAAGCACUGCCGGGAGAAGAAGCGUCCUUGCCAGCACGAGCUUGAGCCUGAGCGGUGA
This is a messenger RNA of Orycteropus afer afer, 1311 nucleotides long. RefSeq names its product zinc finger MYND-type containing 19 (gene ZMYND19). The record is from RefSeq and is a predicted model, not a curated record. NCBI's taxonomy places the organism in Eukaryota, Metazoa, Chordata, Mammalia, Tubulidentata, Orycteropodidae.